AUGUCAGCGGACUGCGUCCAGCAUACCGAGGCUCGCAUCGACUUCCGGAGCAGUGCACUGGGGGUAGCUCGUCGCGUCGGCCAAGUCCCCUCCUCCCGAGUGUCCCUGGUGCCGGCCCUGUCUGGGGGGAGCUCGGGGGGGGUCUCCGCUCUCUCUGGGCCACACUUCGAUCCCUCCCCGUCCCCUGCAGGGUCCCUGGCCCAGCCGCCCGGAUUUACCCUGACGGUGCCACAGUCGGUGUCGGUGCAGGAGGGUCUCUGCGUUCUCGUCCCCUGCACCUUCACGUACCCAGCCUCGUACGACACCGACAAUCCCUCGGCCAAGCUCUAUGGAAUGUGGUACAAGCAGUCUGCUACUGUGGGCCAGGAUCCUCCCGUGGCCAGCAGUGUCUCCAGCCAGGGGCUGUCGCAGGAGACUCAGGGCCGGUUCCGGCUGACGGGGGAUCCAGCGCACGGCGACUGCUCCCUGCAAAUCAGUGAUGCCCGAUGGACGGAUGCAGGGAGAUAUUUCUUUAGCUUCGAGAAAGGCCUGUUAGAUCACACUUACCGCUCCAAUUCCGAUGGCGCUGACCCUGCGCUCACGAUCUCUGUGACAGGGCUGACAGAGGAGCCAGAGAUCCAGAUCUCGCCGGCGCGGGGGCUGCCAGGGACGCUGCUGGUCGGGAAGCCAGUGACUGUGACCUGCACGGCCCCUGGGAGCUGCUUCGGGCCCCCUCCCCAAGUCACAUGGACGGGGCCGUUCAGCGACACAGCCCAGAACGUCUCAGCCCAGCUGGCGAACGGCACCUGGGCCCACAGCUCCGCGCUGAGCUUCACGCCCGGCCCGGGAGACCACGGCAAAGGUCUCGUCUGCAGCGUAACCUACAGGCCACCACGGGGACCUUCCACCCGCAGAACCGUCCAGCUCCACGUCGGCUUGCCAGAUGCGUGGAGAGCUGAGGGCAACGUUUUGUCUCUGGAGACCCAGGAGGGAGACUCCCUGAGCCUGAGCUGUGAGGCUGGGAGCAGAGCCGAGGUCAUCCUGAGCUGGGCCAAGGGGCAUGAGUCCCUCAGCCCUGGUCUGGGAGGAGACGGGCACCUGGAACUGUUCAAUCUCAGCAGAGAGGACACUGGGGAGUAUCGAUGCUGGGCCAAGAAUUCCUAUGGGUGGGCCAGCCGGGCCCUGCUUGUGCACAUGCCGUCUCCCACAGAUGGCCUCACUCGGGCGUUUAUCGAAAUGAGCUGCAAACUCGUCUUCGUGGCGACUGGAUUCUUCCUGGCCUAUUACCUCACCCUGCUCUAUUACAGAUGUCCUGCUUCUUACCUCUGGAGGGACUUUGCUGCACUGAAGCUCUGAACAAAGGACUGAUGACCCAUCCCAGCGGGGGAUGUGCUCCAGAGACUGCUACAAUCAUGAGCCAAGAACUUUGCCAUUACUGUAUGUAACUGAUUCCAUUUAACCAAUUCUAGCUCU
Messenger RNA from Mauremys reevesii (Reeves's turtle), 1452 nucleotides. RefSeq names its product sialic acid-binding Ig-like lectin 12. Bases 1 to 1335 code for a protein of 444 amino acids. Lineage: Eukaryota; Metazoa; Chordata; Testudines; Geoemydidae. The record is from RefSeq and is a predicted model, not a curated record. The transcript has 6 exons.